AUGGCGGAGAACAGCGGCUCUGAUCCUGCCGUGGAAACAAACGCUGAUGAAAAUGCUACCACAAGCGGGACCAUAAUCAUGGUCACAGUUAAAACACCGAAGGAUAAAGAGGAAAUAGCAAUCUCUGAAGAUUCAUCUGUGGCACAGUUUAAAGAAGAAAUCUCGAAGAGAUUCAAGGCUAAACAGGAUCAGUUGGUCUUGAUAUUUGCUGGGAAAAUCCUGAAAGAUGGUGACACACUAAAUCAGCAUGGCAUCAAAGAUGGACUAACUGUCCACCUUGUCAUCAAAACUGCACAAAAGGCUACAGGUGGUGGUAGUUCACAGGCAUCUGUCUCCAGCCCUGGAACACCACAGGGGAACAGCAGCAAUGCCAGUUCUGCCAACACAAGCUCAACAACUAACUUGGGCACAUCACAGGGCAGCGGGCCAUCUCCAGCCUCCUCACAACCUGCCAAUAUUCUAACUGGAUUUGGUGACCUGUCAGGUCUGGCCACCCUUGGCAUGGGCUCUACCAACUUCAUGGAGCUUCAGCAGCAGAUGCAGCGGCAGUUAAUGUCCAACCCAGAGAUGCUCUCUCAGAUCAUGGAGAAUCCUCUGGUUCAGAACAUGAUGUCCAACCCAGAUCUGAUGAGACAGAUGAUCAUGGCAAAUCCACAGAUGCAGCAGCUCAUGGAGCGAAAUCCAGAGAUUUCACACAUGCUCAACAACCCUGAGCUAAUGAGGCAGACGAUGGAGUUGGCAAGAAACCCUGCAAUGAUGCAAGAGAUGAUGCGUAACCAGGACCGGGCGCUUAGCAACCUGGAGAGUAUCCCAGGGGGAUACAAUGCUCUGCGGAGGAUGUACACAGACAUUCAGGAGCCCAUGUUUAGUGCAGCACGGGAGCAGUUUGGAAACAACCCUUUUUCAGCUUUGGGAGGUAAUGCAGACAAUUCAGGGGCACAGCCCUCUAGAACUGAAAACCGAGAGCCUUUGCCAAACCCCUGGGGUCCCCCUGACACAAGCUCCCCUGAGGGAAGAGGAACAGGCACCUCUAGCAGUUCUACCACAAGCUCGACCACGCCCAGUGUAUCUAACCCGCUAGGUAUCAACUCCGGCAGCUUGGGAAACGGUAUAUUCAACAGUCCUGGAAUGCAGAGUCUGAUGCAGCAGAUCUCUGAGAACCCUCAGCUGAUGCAGAACAUGCUCUCUGCACCUUACAUGCGCAGUAUGAUGCAGUCCCUGGCACAGAACCCUGACGUCGCCUCACAGGUUUUGAUGAACAACCCCCUAUUUGCCGGAAACCCACAGUUACAGGAGCAGUUGAGACACCAGUUGCCUGUAUUUCUACAGCAGAUGCAGAACCCUGAAGCCCUGUCUGUGAUGACAAACCCGAGGGCCAUGCAGGCCCUAAUGCAGAUUCAGCAGGGACUGCAGACCCUUCAGACUGAAGCUCCUGGUCUCAUGCCAAGUCUCGUAGCUGGUGGGGUCCCAGUGCCAGGGGCUCCUCCCUCCACAGGGGUGGCUCCAGAGAACCCGCCUCCCUCUGGCCAGAGCUCCACCCCAGCUGCUGGAACCAACCUAUCACAGCAGCAGCUCAUGCAGCAGAUGUUACAGAUGUUUGCCGGAGGAAGUGCAUCGACUCAGACUCCUGAGGUGCGAUUUCAGCAGCAGCUGGAGCAGCUGAGUGCCAUGGGCUUCAUCAACAGAGAGGCCAACCUGCAGGCCCUCAUCGCAACAGGAGGAGACAUUAACGCCGCCAUUGAAAGACUCCUCGGCUCCCAGCCCUCUUAACUGUACCAUCAGAGAGAGAGAGAGAGAGAGAGAGGGAAAGAGAAUGCACGUGGGGGGGCUGGGAGUGUAAGGGGUGGAAAGGAAACUAUAAACGAACACAGUCCAUCACAUUAAAUCCAACAUGACCCAGAUAGAAGGAAUUCCAAUUAUUUCAUCUUUAUUUUUUUUUUUCCCUCAGUUGAUUUUUUUGAAAUCAUAGGAAAAGGGGGUUUUCAAAUUCUUUCUGUGAACAGUGUGCAGCAUUUGCUAUUAAGUAACACCAUAUUAGUAGCAUUCCCACUUUGCACUCAUUGGCUCCCUUUAUAAAAUGGGGCAAUAUUUGUUGGCUCAAGCUUAGGUUACCAUUCCUUGAAAUCAGAACAUACUUUUCUGGCGUUUCUGCGGUUUAGGGGAAAAAAAAAAAAAUACAAGCAAGUCCCCAGGGCAAAUGAACCCCUGUCAUUUGUGAGAAUGCUCAGUUUACUUCAUUUCUCUUUGUCUCUCCUAAGUCAUGCCUGACUUGAGAUCAGUAUGUAUAGCAGACUUGUAGAAGUUACCUUUUACUCCCUUACCACCCCUCUUCAAUUCACACUGCUUUGAAAAUUCCUUGACAUUUAACGUGUUAAAUGAAAUCUAAUAUACAUGAAGAUGUUGGAGCACCAUAACACCUUGACUUGGAUGAUCGCUUUAAUUUCAGCUACCUAGAGAGGAAUGAAUUUUGGAUUUGAUAUUCAAGAUAUUCAGUCAUCUCUUUAGUCAUUGCCUUUUACAAGGAGUGUGAACGAAUUUAUGGUGAAGGCUUGUGAUGUGGGUAUGGUUGUAACAAGGCAUUAAUAAAAUAUUUCUCAGCUAAUGAGCAGCAGUGAAAGCAGGCACCAUUUGUUUUGAUCAUAUCUUUAUGCUUUCACAUAGAAGCAGUACUUUAGUGCCUGGAAAAGACAUGUAUUUUUGAUCCAUCAUUCUGGAAUUCACUUGACAUUAAAUCUGGUAACAGCAUGAUAGUGAAGAUGCUAGCUUUUCUGUGCACCAGUUUAAAUGCUAACAUACAGCAUUCUAAUGGAACUAACAGUUGAGUUUUGAUGUGUAUUAAAAUGUGUUCAACUUUG
This is a messenger RNA of Chanos chanos (milkfish), 2855 nucleotides long. It is a transcript of the gene ubqln4, whose product is annotated as ubiquilin 4. The record is from RefSeq and is a predicted model, not a curated record. The transcript is spliced from 11 exons. Gene Ontology annotation, molecular function: polyubiquitin modification-dependent protein binding. Gene Ontology annotation, cellular component: cytosol. Gene Ontology annotation, biological process: ubiquitin-dependent protein catabolic process. The coding region runs from base 1 to 1770 and encodes 589 amino acids. Lineage: Eukaryota; Metazoa; Chordata; Actinopteri; Gonorynchiformes; Chanidae.